UGACGCUACUAAGUGGGAUGCAGUAAUUGCGGCGAAUCCCGCAUACGCGAAGUGCAGGGAUAAACCAUUUUCUGCUUAUAACAGCAUUGCCUUCUUGUAUAGAUCAACUGUGGCGACCGGCCACUACGGAAUGUCGUCAGAAACAAUGCAACCACCUACUGUUGUUAGUUCAUCGUCGUCUACACCUGGUGAGGCAGGCACCGGCGGUAAUGAAACCGAUGGGCAGUGCAAAUCUUCGCAUUCGCCUACCCCACCUCUCGGCCAACCGCCUGUCGGAGGUUAUGCUAGUGGAUCAGGACAUAGCUCGGCAGGUAAACGACCUAGGUCCCCACCACCCUCUGCACAAACACGCAAACAAUGUACUUCCUCUGCCUGGAGAAAGAAGAAGAGUGACCUUGGAGCAGAGGCAUUGGUUGAGAUGGUAGAGAUCGGGAAGCAAAGGCUCGAGAUUGUACGAGAAAUGAUAAAUAUAGCGAAGGCUAGUCAAUCGACAAUCCCACCAAUUGACGUUUGUAUGAGUAGAGUUUAUAAUCUAGUGGGCACAACGACUAUACGUGCCAUUGCGGCUGGGAUUUCAUUGCGGGCUGAGUCAGAUAGACAUCUUUUUAUGACGUUAAAUGAUGAGCUUGCACUUGUGUGGAUUGACCUCCAAGUUGGCGUGCAUAACCUUAACCAUAGGCCUAACUUUUCGGGAUUCUAGAUAACCGUCGCUAUUUUCUACUCUUGUAUAUUUGGUUUUAGACAUUACUUUUAUCUUCGCGGUACUUUAGGUUGCAUUAUGCUUAUGUGCCUUUUAUGUGUAUUGGUAUUAUGUUGCAUUAUGUGUUGAUUUUGGCUGCUUCCGCGCAGAUUAUAACAUAAUUGUGACAUAAUUACCAGUUUGUAACCUAUGUUAUGUGAAAAAAUUUGUCAUAUCAUGCAUGUUAACAUCUAGUGGCGAAUAUAUUGUUCAAUAUGUACUGCCGUCAUUGUGAUUGCAAUUAGGUUUAGUGUAUUGAUUUUCUUUUUUAU
Molecule: messenger RNA, 1011 nt
Organism: Ananas comosus (pineapple)
Lineage: Eukaryota; Viridiplantae; Streptophyta; Magnoliopsida; Poales; Bromeliaceae
Exons: 3
Coding region: 131-700 (189 amino acids)
Source: RefSeq, a predicted model, not a curated record